Macrosteles quadrilineatus (aster leafhopper) is the source of this 5794-nucleotide messenger RNA. Its product is annotated as kinesin-like protein Klp98A. NCBI's taxonomy places the organism in Eukaryota, Metazoa, Arthropoda, Insecta, Hemiptera, Cicadellidae. The transcript has 26 exons. Gene Ontology annotation, biological process: microtubule-based movement. Gene Ontology annotation, molecular function: microtubule binding; ATP binding; microtubule motor activity. Bases 482 to 4414 code for a protein of 1310 amino acids. The record is from RefSeq and is a predicted model, not a curated record.
CCAUAGUUUGUGCCUCUGUGUCUGUCUGGUCUCAGACAGUGCCACUCAGCCUGCCUUCUGUUUGUUGCUAGUGAAAGAAGAAGGAAGCAAGGAAAAGGAAAGAAGGAUGGCAAAACAAAACAACGCAACACGAAACGUCAAAUUGUGUGAUUGUCUUGUCAAUGAGAGCAUUGAUUGAUUAAUGGUAUGGUAGUGAAGUGAUUUUUAGUGAUGGACUGGACUGCAGUUAAAAACAUGGUCGUUUGCAAUCCUAUUCAUAUUCAGUGAUGACAUACUAGACAAGUUUUGUUAAAAUUUACCAGUGUUUAUUAUUCUUCCUAUGCAGUUUGAGAUAUUCGAUAUAAGUUAGGCCCUUGUUAAGCACAGCACUGAUGUUUCCAUUUAAAUAUAGGCCUAAAGACCCUUUUGGGAUUAAAUAGACCACUAACUUAUAUUAACCUAAAUCCAAAUAAAUUUCUACACCAAGAUACAAAAAUAUACAAUGGCAUCUGUAAAGGUUGCAGUGAGAGUGAGACCCUUCAAUCAAAGGGAGAAAGAUAUGAACACCAAACUUAUUAUCAAUAUGGAAGGAAAAAAGACCAGAAUAAUGAGCAAGAGCCCAGACCAGUUCAAGGACUUCACAUUCGACCACUCGUACUGGUCAUUUGACGAGGGUGAUCCUCACUUUGCCUCACAGGAGCAGGUGUUUAGAGACCUAGGCAAGGAUGUGGUGGAUGCAGCGUUUGAGGGCUACAAUGCCUGUGUGUUCGCUUAUGGACAGACUGGCAGUGGGAAAACUUUCACAAUGACUGGAUCCCCUGACAACCAAGGAUUGAUUCCUCGGAUAUGUGAGUCCUUGUUCCGACACAUGGCCACUGGUGCCAGCUACAGAACUGAAGUCAGCUACCUGGAAAUAUACAAUGAGAGAGUCAAAGAUCUGUUGAGGGUCAACUCAUCUGGCCACAACCUGAGAGUGAGAGAACAUCCUAGGACUGGGCCGUACGUCAGCGACCUUUCACGCCAUCUAGUGUCAGAGUACUCUCACAUUCAGGAACUGAUGGCCAGAGGCAACGCCAUUCGCACCACAGCCUCUACCAACAUGAAUGACACCAGCAGCCGCAGCCAUGCUAUCUUCACCCUACAGUUUGUCCAGGCUGGCUUCUCUAACGACGUGCCUAGUGAGACAGUCUCUAAAGUGCACCUUGUUGACUUGGCGGGCAGUGAGCGAGCUGAUGCGACGGGGGCAACAGGUCAGCGGCUAAAGGAAGGAGCUCAUAUCAACAAGUCUCUGGUGACUCUAGGCUCUGUCAUAUCAGCCUUGUCAGAACUGUCCACUCCUGACGGUGGUCGCAAGUCUUCCUUCAUACCUUACAGAGACUCUGUGCUCACAUGGCUACUGAAGGACAGUUUGGGUGGAAACUCCAAGACCAUAAUGAUAGCAGCUAUUUCACCGGCAGAGUGCAAUUACAGUGAGACUUUAAGCACUUUGAGAUACGCAAACAGAGCCAAAAACAUUAUCAACAAACCAACCAUCAAUGAAGAUCCCAACGUAAAACUAAUCAAGGACCUCCGAGAUGAAAUUGCAAAACUGAGGGGUCUAUUGUGCAAUGAAAUGGUAAGUUCAGUGGAAUCUCCAGAGAUGCUUGCCACUUUGCAAAAGAAGGAAGCCCAAGAGAAGGUACUGACAGAGAAGUGGGCGGAGAAGUGGCGUGAGACUCAGAAGAUCUUACAAGAGCAGAAGGCGUUGGGUCUGCGUAAGGCUGGCACUGGAGUGGUACUGGACUCUGAUAUGCCUCAUCUGAUAGGCAUUGAUGACAAUCUGCUCAGCACCGGGGUCACGCUCUACCACCUGAAGGAUGGAGAGACGGUGAUUGGGUCAGAUGACGCUUGUCCCAAGCCUGAUAUAGUGUUGAGUGGUGUUGAUGUAGAACAGCAACACUGCAGCAUUGUGUUGUCUGCUGGGGUGGCUACUCUUGUACCUCACCAUGCUGCAGCUCAGUGUUGGGUCAACGGCUGCCUUAUAGACAAACCCACCAGGCUGUCCCAAGGAUGCCAGAUCUUGCUAGGUAGGAACAACAUGUUCCGCUACAAUGACCCUAUGGAGGCAGAGAAGUUGCGCAAGGAAGGUUACCCGUCCAACCUCAACCUGUCUAGACUGUCACUGCUCAGCUGGUCCACCAACGACCUCUCAAUGUCACAAUCCUGUGAGAGCCUACAGACAUCCUGUGAGGACACUGACAAAUUGGGAAGAUUAAAAGUUCAAAGAGCCGAACUAAUAAAAGAAAAAGAAGCUUUUAAGAUUGAGCAAGCAGAGAAAGAGCAAGACUGGGAGAAGGAACAGCAGAUGAAAAGAGAGGCACUGGAGUUGGCUCAGAAACAACUGGAGCAGGAGAGGCAGCAGAUGGAGGAAGCGUAUGAGGCACAAUACAAGCGGCUGGCCGAGGACUGGCAGAAACUACAACAGCACCAGGCCGCUAACCUAGCCUCUCUACGACACAAGGAGGCAGAACUGGACAAGAACAGACAACUGCUGCAGUGUGAGAGAGAUGAGGAGAUUGCUGCGAUAACGAUAGAACAACAAGCCCUGAAUGAAGUCAAACGUGACAUUGAUUUGAAAAAGAAUGAGUUUAAAGACAUUGUUGCGGAAAAGAUAGAGGAAAUACUCUGCCUGAAUAACAAUUUUAGGUUGCCUGAGCGAAAUAUCAAACCACUUGGCGUAUUGGCUGCAGAGAAGUUCUGUGAAGGGCUGUGUUGGAUGGACCUCACUUUCCAUCCCGCCAGUCCUCCUACUUCUCCUGACUGCUGGGCCUCACUCACUUCUGCUCUCAAGGAAGGAGUUGUUGGAGAAAUCAUAAAUCACCAUAAAGAGGCUCUUGCCAAACUGGAGACUGAACUGAAAAACAGAACUCAGUCUGUAGCAGAGCGAAAUGAAAAACUCAGAAAAAUUGAUGAACAGAUCAAGACUAUUGAUGAGUCAGCUGCUACUGAAAAUUUGUUGGACAAUGGAAAUAAUUGUUCAGCUGGACAAGUAAAGAUGUUGGAGCAUUCAUACGAGGAGGCACAAGUGUUAGAGAAAUCCACCGAAGAAUCAAAGGUCUUCAAGCAAUCUACUGAAGAUUCAAAGGUGUUGAAGCAAUCAGCUGUAGAUGCACUAAUGCUGGAACAAUCUAGUGAAGAAUGUGAGAUGCUUAAGCAGUUUGUAGAGGAGUCAAAAUCAUCUGGGGAAGUAAAGACGCUGGAACAAGGAGGAGAAACAAUCACCGACAUUUCUCAGAAAAAACAAAGAAUGACACUAGAUCUGGUACCUGUGGUUACUGACAUGACCAGUUCCCCUGAAACAUUUCACACAGCUGGGUCGACCUCCCCUCCUACCAUGAGUGACAGUGGAGUAGGACUAGGCAGACCCGGGGAUGACAGUGAUGAGGUCAGCAGUACUGAUGACUCUGGCAGACAUCAGCACCACACCAGCUACAGGCUGCGCUUUCUGUACAACAGGAUGAAACACCAUGACAAAUCUGAAGACCAGAAUCUCUCUAAGACUAUGAAGUUACUGAUGCAGAAAAUUACAAGACAGAGACUACAUAUUAUACGGUCUCUUGAAGCAGAUAUUGACCAAAUCGAUACAAAUCAGGAAAUAAGUGUUUUACAAGAUCUUAAAAGGGAAUAUGUUAGACUAGAAAAGAAAUUGGAAGAUCGGGGGAAGGAAAAUGUGAGAAGAAAUAGUGACGAAUCAGAGGAUGCAUCUACAUCUACUGAGGAUACCAACUCGCUGUGUGGCACAGUCAAGAUGGACAGCUCGGGUCACAUUCCCCGCAGUUGUCAUCACAUGUGUAUGUCCACACAGGAGCUCGGCCACACACAAGACUCACCGCAACAUCUCCGCAUGAUGCAGUUGAGAAGACAAGUACCACUGAGCCCACUUAUGAAUUUAUCUGUUUCUAGUCAGUAUAUGGAUCACAUACCCCCUUACAACUACUCUAUGGCGAGAUCCAUGCCCUCACUAAAUCCCUCUUACGGAUGGGAGAGCAGUGAUAGCGAGCCAUUGACAGUGAGAGUGCCAACCUAUGUACUGCGAGGUGCUGGCAGCAACACUCACUAUGCAUAUGAAGUGAGGGUGAGUGUGGCCGGCGAGUGCUGGGCAAUACUACGGCGAUACAGCCGCUUCAGGGAACUCCACCUGCAGAUGAAACAGAAAUACGGAGCUAAGGUGACUGCUCUGAACCUGCCUCCGCGCCGCUUGUUUUCCCGCAACGCUGAGUGGCUAGCACAAGAGCGACGGCCACAGCUAGAGCGCUACCUACAGUCACUACUACAGGUUAUGACUCAGAUACCCUCCUCCCCUCUCAGCUCAGCCUCCACCAAGGCUGCCCUCCUACAGCUGUCUCCAUUCUUUAGACGAGGAGUGUUUGAGACCAGCAAGUACGGGACCAGCUAAACCACUCAUCUCACCUGUACAUCGUCAUUUUAUACAGUUUCACUUACAUCUUAAGCUUAAAACAACGUAAAACCCAAAUUAUUAUCUGACAGCUUUGACAUUUAUUUAAAAAAAUUAUCCUUUGCCAGGGUAAGGCAUUCAAAAGAAUGUAGCCUAAUAUGUUAAACUUAUUUUAACUCUGUUUUGAUUAUUGCCAAAGAUUAAAUUAUCAUACAUGAAAGACAGGUUAAUAUAAUUGAACUAUUAUAAUUCAAGUUCUUUUUAAUGGGCAAUUGAUAUUUUUUUAAACCUGUAUUGAUUUUAAAAUUAUUUUCAAAAAUGUGACUCAAUUAAUCAACCUUAAAUUAUUUUAAUUCACCAUUUAUAAUCAAGUUCCUAAAACUACUAGAUAUAAUAAAAAGUUAAACCAUAUUUUCGUUUCUCUAAAGACAACAUUAAAAACUUCCAAAUUGAUGCAGCCAUGUGUAGCUAUACAGAUGUAUUAAAAAGUGGUUAUACUUUUUUAGUGCAGAUAAGUGACAAUAAGCAAAUUUUAUAGACUUUUUAAGAUGUUGAUUGGCUUUGUUUUUGUUUGGUGAUAAAUAUAUGUGUGAGUAUAAGUUGAUUGGUGCUUGAAAAGACGGUAUAAACUAUUGUGUUGUAAAUAUGUGAAUAAUACUGUGACAAUAAUGUAAAGUUAUGUUACAUUGCCUCAAUAGUGCUUUUUGACCUUCUAAUGUUACCAUCCUGUGCCUAUGAGUCAUUCUUGUAGAUCUGCCUUUAGAUAUUUAACUAAUUGUUACAGGGGUGCGAGUUGUUUACAAAUACAUCUUUAAAUUAUAUGGUUACUGUCAUAUUGGUGCUGAAAUUGUUAAUUUAUUAUCUGUUAACAACUGUCUAAAACUGUUAAAUACAAAAUUAGUGUUAAGUUUUACCAUGGAUAAAACAUAGUCCCUUAGUAGAUUUCCCAUCCUUAUGGAACAGCUGAAGCCAAAAUGUUAUUGUUAGUUCUUUCCAGUUUUCUGUAGAUAUUGUGUUCUGUUUACAAUUUGUUUCUUGUUAUUUCAGUAAUUUAAAAGCUUGUUUAACCAAAUAAAACUAUCUAAUCAUAAACAAUAACUCCCCCACAAGCUAUAUAACCUAACAGUGAGACACAAAUAAUGAGAAACUAACCCUAAAAUAAUACAAACAAAUUGUAAACAAAACAUGACAUCAACAGAAAACCAGACAGACUAACAAUAACAUUGGCUUCAGCUGUUCCAUAAGGAUGGGAAAUCUACUAAGGGACUAUGAUUUAUCUAUGGUUUUACUAAAAGAGUUAUAAUCUUGAUGUUAUUAUUACAAAAUUAAAAACACUUGCCUUCUAAUAUUGUAAUCAAAUACAAACAAUCGUGCUAUAAA